GUCGUUCAUCUAAACCGCUGUUUGAUUGGUGGGUUGAAUGCUGACGCAGGAAAGUGACGUAGAGUAUCAUCAGAGAAGGUCGCGGAAAUUUCAACGCUUGGGGUAUAUUUUUUUUUUCGUUUCCCCCAGAAAGAUAUUGUUUGCCUUUGGUCAUGACGACUCUGGACGACAAGCUCCUGGGGGAGAAGCUGCAGUAUUAUUACAGCAGCAGUGAGGAUGAGGAGAGCGACCAUGAGGAAGAUGAAGGCCAGUCCAAAACCAUCAGGGAGCAGGAAGUGCUGCAGACUGAAAUCGACUAUAGUCCUGAUGGUACUGCUGUUAACACUGGCCCAAAAGGUGUGAUCAACGACUGGAGGAAGUACAAGCAGCUGGAGACGGAACAGCGAGCCGAGCAACAGAAGGAGAUGGAGCGGCUGAUCAAGAAGCUCAGCAUGACCUGCAGAUCGCAGCUGGAUGACGAGGCGGACAAGCAGAAGCAGAAGGAGCUUCAGGACAAGAUCAAUGGCAAGGUAACGCUGCGAGUCGACGAGGAGGAGGAGGACGACGACGAAGCCUUCCUCCAGCAGUACCGGCUGCAGCGCAUGGAGGAAAUGAGGCGGCAGCUGAGCGGCGGGCGACGUUUCGAGCGCGUCAUCUCCAUUUCCUCGGGCGAGGAGUUCCUGCACGCCAUCGAUGAGGAGGGCAGAGGCACUCUAGUGCUGGUGCACAUUUUCGAGCCCGACGUGCCCGCCUGCCAGGCCAUGGAGGGAAGCCUGAUUUGUCUCGCUCUGCAGUACCCAGAGGUGAAGUUCUGUGCGGCGCAGGGCUCCGUGCUGGGCACCAGCGCUCUGUUUCGCAGCUCAGCGCUGCCCGCACUGCUGCUGUACCGCGGUGGCGAUCUGGUGGGCAACCUGGUACGUGUCUCCGACCAGCUGGGCGACGACUUCUACGCCACCGACGUGGAGGCAUUGCUGCAGGAGUACGGCCUGCUCCCCGAGAUAAACCCACACACGACCACACAUUCGUCCAUCCGCACCGGCAACACCAACGACUCCGACAGUGACCUGGAUAUAGACUAAAGGCAAACACGCAAUAUGUACACACUGCUACUCAAUAACUCAGUCGCUGGCUGAAAUGACCAAAACCAGUCACAUCUGAGUACUCACACUCUCUCUCUCACACACACACACACACACACACACACACACACUUAACCCUCCAGCAACUUUCACAGUGGCCUGGAUGUGGACUAUGCACACCUAGUGUACACACACACACACACACACACACACACACACACACACACACACACACAGGCAACUCUAUAACAGCUCAUGAGCGUUUGAAGUGACCAAAACAAAUCUCAGAUAGAUGGACACACACACACACACACACACAACUUUCUUUUGAUCCCUGCUAUUAUGUGACUUUAAUUAGUGGACCUGUUCUACAGAAUUUUAUACACAACUUGAUUCACUGGACCAAAACAAACACAAGAAAACUUGUUGCAGGAUGUUCAGGUGUGUGUGUGUGUGUGUGUGUGUGUGUGUGUGUGUGUGUGUGUGUGUGGUGUAGACAGAGAUAAGAAUAGAUGAGGGUCAUUUGUUAGUGUGUGUACAUUUUGCAUGUCCUCUGAGAAACGCUAGAUUUUCUUUUGGGUACCGAGGUGAAGGUUAGUCAUGCAUUGUUUAGCUACAGUCAUACACAAGUCGGUGAAAAUCCCUAAAGAUCGUCUGAGACUGUUUCAGUAUGUAAUCAUUAUCAGAACCUUGCGAAAUGUGUUCCUAUCUUUUAUUUUAAUAUGAAAGCCUUCGUUUGUGCUCGACGCCGUCUUGGAGGUCAGACAUCCAUCUGUGUGUAACUAUUUAUUCUAGUUUUAGUUAAAUGUGUCAGGUUUGUGUUUUUUUGUUUGUUUGUUUUUGUUGUUUUUCUAUGUGCAUUGUUUUAGCUUUAAAUGGGGAACCUUUUUGUCUGAGACACUUCUGUUAGUUUUCUACAUUUUAUAAGUGUCCAUUAUGUCAACAGUGGAAAAAAUAAAAACAAAAUAGCUUGUGA
This is a messenger RNA of Ictalurus punctatus (channel catfish), 2034 nucleotides long. RefSeq names its product phosducin-like (gene pdcl). Bases 153 to 1058 code for a protein of 301 amino acids. Gene Ontology annotation, biological process: regulation of G protein-coupled receptor signaling pathway. Lineage: Eukaryota; Metazoa; Chordata; Actinopteri; Siluriformes; Ictaluridae. The record is from RefSeq and is a predicted model, not a curated record. The transcript is spliced from 5 exons.